AUGGCGGAGCAAUCAAUGGUUGUGGAAUCUGAAGUGGGGAGCAUUUGCACUGGCUCAUUUUAUACAGCAUCCGGUGCUGGUGGCACAGAAGAAAAUGGUAGUUGCUCCCUUGGAUUAUCUGGUAUUUCAGGCACUAAAGGUACUGGUGGAGAAAAUACAGGGACUAAAGGUGUUGGUGGUGAUCCUAUAAAUGGUGGAAAUGGUGGAAAAUCUUCCCCUGGUGGUGGUGGUGAUAAUAUCGGUAGAAAAGGUGUUGGUGUGAGCUCGUCAGCUGGUGGUAAAUCUUGUUGUGGUGGUGGAUUAAAUAAGUACUUGGUGGGGAAAAUAUUGGGGAUGGUGUCAACUCAUUAUCUGGUGAUGGGAUAUCUGGUUCUGUUUGGUGGGUCAAAUAUUGGAACUAAUGGUGGUGUUGGUGUAAACUCGUCAUCUGGUGGUAUGUCUAGUUGGUCUGUUGGUGGAUCAAAUAUUGGGACUAGUGGUGGUGGAGGUGUGAAUUCAGGUGGAGGUAAUAGCCAUGGAUUUAUUGGCGAUGGUGUCACUUCAGGUGGUGUUGGUAAAGGGACCAGGGGAGGUGGUGGGAAUUCUAAUGGUACUGGAGGAGGAGAGGGUGGUGGUGAUGGAGGGGGAGGGGGAGGUGGCGGUGACAGGGGCGGUGGGGAUGUAGCAACUGGUUGUGGUGAUGGUACUAAAGGAGGUUGCACAGCUGGUGGUGGGGAAGAGAGCGGUGGUGACAAUAGUGGCGGUGACGAGGGUGGUGGGGAUGUAGCAACUGGUGGUGGUGAUGCAUGGGACUACGGCAGGUGGUGA
Populus nigra (black poplar) is the source of this 807-nucleotide messenger RNA. RefSeq lists its product as uncharacterized. The coding region runs from base 1 to 807 and encodes 268 amino acids. The transcript is spliced from 3 exons. The record is from RefSeq and is a predicted model, not a curated record. NCBI's taxonomy places the organism in Eukaryota, Viridiplantae, Streptophyta, Magnoliopsida, Malpighiales, Salicaceae.